AUGAGUAAGUUCGUGCAGAUCAUGUGUAUAGUCAUUUUAUAUGUUGAGUUCAUAACUGGAAAUUUAGGAAACGGCUUCAUAACAGUGGUGAACUUCAUGGUCUGGAUCAAGAGAAGAAAGAUCACUCUGUUUGAUCAAAUCCUCACUACUUUGGCAAUUUCCAGAAUUUGUCUGCUCUGGUCAGUAGCCAUAUACAUAUUAUCGAUUUUUUACCCAGGCUUGUUGCCUGAAACAACGGCAAAAAUGGUUGGUUUUAGCUGGACAGUUUCUAGUCAUUUUAACAUCUGGCUCACGACAUGUCUCAACAUAUUUUAUUUUUUCAAGAUAGCCAAUUUUUCUAAAUCUAUAUUUCUUUUUCUUAAAUGGAGAGUUAAACAGGUGGUUUCACUGACCUUUUUAGUGUCAUUGGUCUUGUUGCCUUUAUACAUUAUACUGACAAACCCAUAUCUCGAUACUUGGAUUAAUGGAUAUGAAAGGAAUAUGUCAGACAUUUUCAAUUUGAUUAACUCCACACAAUUGUUUAAAAAUAUUUUACUCAGAAGCAGUAUAUUUGCAUUCAUACCCAUUACUGUGUCCAUGACUACUUUUCUCUUGCUCAUCUUCUCCCUGUGGAAACAUCUGAAGAGGAUGCAGCAGAGUGUCCGCGAGUCCAGAGAUGUCAGCACCACGGCCCACAUAAAAGCUUUGCAAAUUACAGUUGCCUUCCUCCUCCUGCACGUCGUUACUUCACUUUCUUUUUUCAUACAAAUUUUGAGCUUUGAAUUGCUGGAUAAAUCAUUCAUGUUUUUAUUUUGCCAUGUUAUUCUUUUUGCUUUCCUUUCAGGGCAUUCAUGUGUCAUAAUUUUGGGAAACAAAAAGCUGAGACAGACAUCUUUUUUCUUGCUUCAAUGGCUAAGGUGCUGGUCCAAAAACGUGGAGCCUUCAGCCCCCCACUAA
Molecule: messenger RNA, 936 nt
Organism: Octodon degus (degu)
Lineage: Eukaryota; Metazoa; Chordata; Mammalia; Rodentia; Octodontidae
Product: taste receptor type 2 member 125-like
Exons: 1
Coding region: 1-936 (311 amino acids)
Biological process (GO): sensory perception of taste; G protein-coupled receptor signaling pathway; detection of chemical stimulus involved in sensory perception of bitter taste
Cellular component (GO): membrane
Molecular function (GO): bitter taste receptor activity; G protein-coupled receptor activity
Source: RefSeq, a predicted model, not a curated record